UAUUAAGGUAAUAGAACAGGCAUUAGCUGAAGGUACUGAUCCAUGGGGUGUUAAAGUGGAACGUGUGGAGAUCAAAGAUAUACGAUUACCGCAUCAGCUAAUGCGUUCAAUGGCCGCUGAAGCAGAAGCAGCUCGAGAUGCUCGAGCACUUGUCAUCCAUGCAUAUGGUGAAAAAAAUGCUUCAAAAAACUUGGCUGAAGCAGCAUCAGUGAUUGCCGACAGUAAAGUAUCGUUGCAGUUACGUUAUCUGCAAACACUAACAAAUGUUGCCGCUGAACAUAAUCGUACAAUUGUUGUACCAUUUCCAAUAGAAGUUGCCAGAUAUUAUGCUGAAAAUUGGUUAAAUAAUAAAUGA
This is a messenger RNA of Enterobius vermicularis (human pinworm), 355 nucleotides long. Lineage: Eukaryota; Metazoa; Nematoda; Chromadorea; Rhabditida; Oxyuridae. The record is from the annotation of a GenBank genome assembly.